AGAGGGGAAUCACGCAGGCGACGCAGCAGACAUCUUGCCUGCGUCCGUGUGUGAAGAUCGCGAUCGUCGUUUUCGAUCGCAAGAUGACAGAAACCGUUUUUCCGGCGGGGCGCAACCGACGAUCGCGUUAUCACUAGCCGCGGGUGCGUCUUCAGCCCAACGGCCAUGUUUGCAACUCGCCGGCAGCGCAGCGAUUUCACAGCUCGCAGCAUUCGCCAUCUCCGGGUGACGUCAUACAUGCAUUAAACUACGACUUUUAAACAAAAAAUAUAAUCAUGACGACUUCACACCCGAUGCCCAUCGACGCCAAGAAUGUCAACCAGAUCUGGAAGAACAACUUCAACAUUACCAACAGCAAUAAUAACAAUAACAACAACAACAACAACAUGAAUAAUGGUACCAAGAUGGCGGAGAUGAAAGAGGUGAAGACUACGUGGGCCUGUUUGAACAACAACAACAAUCAGCUCGUCAAUCACGAUUUGAAUGUGUGUUUGACCGAAGAGAAGAAUGAUUCCGAUGAUAGCAACAGCGGUAGUAACAAUUGUAAGAUUGUGGAAGUAGAAAAGUUAUCCAAUGAUGACGCGAAUGACAACAUGGACGCCAAUGACACCAAUGCUUCCCCAUCGCAUCAUGCGCGUCGCCCAAUGAACGCGUUCCUGAUUUUCUGCAAGAAACACCGACCGAUUGUGCGUAAAAUUUUCCCGACGCUUGAAAAUCGUGGUGUUACGCGUAUUCUGGGCGAAUGGUGGUCUCUGUUGGAUUUGAAGGAUAAAGAUCCUUAUACGAAAUUGGCCAAACAGUAUAAAGAUGCCUUUUUCAACGCGAAUCCUGAUUUUAAAUGGUACAAACUGCCAGCGCCCCCUCUGCGCACACUACCAACUCGUCCGACGAAAGUGGAAACCUCACCGCCUGUAAGCCCUGUAUCUAUCAGUUCAAAAGAAGCGAAUAUCGUUGUCAAUUGCACAACUAGUGCAACUCCUUCGGGUGAUUUCACGCCUGGUAAACUUGCUGAUGAGACACAGCUUGGUAUGCUAUCUUCCCUCUUCACAGCCAGUUAUUCUCCGAAAGCCAAUGAUUCUGAAAACUCUACAACCACCACGCCUAGCUCACAAUCGGAUCAUAUAGAUGUCUCUGAUCCACCGAAACCUUUCAAGAAACGUAUUGUUGACUUGGAUGUGAAGCAUCAACAAAAAUUGGUUAGGAAUUUAUUCGAGGAGACAGAAAAUCAAGAUUUUGUGAGUAUUGAUGAGCAGGAUGUGGGUAGUAAUGGAAGAAAGUCGUAUCGCAAAGGUAAGGGUAAUAGAUAUGCGGAUAUAAUGGCGAAUGGUAAGUUGAUAAAGAAUAAACGCGCCAGUACUGAUAAGCUUCCAAACGACGCGGGACAAAAUCAAAGUCAACCAGCAGGCAAUUCGAAUCAAUUAGAAUUGAAAUCGACGAUUAAAAAGCUGCAGGAUCGUUUGUUGACUAAUACAGUUGUAAAAAAUGACACAAAUGUAAGUGACAAUAACCUAGAUGGCGCUGUUGUCACUAUACAUAACCAAGAAGCUGAACUAGAUAAACGUGUAAGGACUAUUUCGGAGAUUUCUGAAAUGUCUGACAUUGCUGACUUCUCCAAAGCAGUUCCUUCGUUUGAUUUGGACGCACGGAUUAGUGAAUUGCCUAAUUUAUCAUACGAUACUUAUGUACAGCGUAAAAAAGAGAUGAAAAAGCGGAAAGUGCCCAAAGGUAACACCAAAGCACAAAAACAGAAGAAAAACCCGGCGGGGAAUCAAAAUAACGAGGUGAAAAAUCAAAAAAGGACCUAUACCGACGCAGAACUGGAUAAAAAGUCACCGGUUGUGAAUGUUAACGGUAAAGUGAGGUUAAACAACGCGGUUGAGAAGCAAACCGGGUCCAAGAAGAGAAAAAACAAGCAUAAUAUCACACAUUUGAAGAAUAACACAGCUGUGAAUGCGUUUGAGAAUGACAUGUCGGGGUUGAACACUCUGGCGGAGAUCGCGUCGAAUUUAAGCAACAACAAUAACAAUGAGAUCGGUUUCGGUGAGAAAAUCGUCUGAGAGUGAAACAAAACGGUGCCUGUUAUUUAACUUAUUCGUGUUGUGCUUUUGUUGCACUUUUUACGAGCCACACACACACACACAGCUCACCAUAGUUACCAUUUUGAAACGGAAAUUGAAUUUCUAUCAUUAAUAUUUAUAUUUACGAUAUAAACAAAGAGAGUUCUAUUGCGAGUUACACAUUAAUUACCAAUUACCAAAUUCUAUGCUAGUUAUAUAAAUGUUAUUGAUUAGUUUAUUGAUAUGUUCAUGUUUAUAAUAUGUUUACGUUCUCACUGUACUACUUAAUGUUAGGAUCAUCUCAAGAAAAGUUCGGAAAAAAAAGAAAAAGUAUUUUAUUGUUAGGUUUUAAUAUGUGAAGAUGAAAAGAUUGUAUACGCAUGGUAUAUUUAGUCAGGAUCAGGAUGCGAAGGACUCAGAACCAAGGGGAAACCGAAAGUAUUUUUUGAAAGAUCUAAGAAUUUAAGAAUUCAGCGUUUUUAAAUGUUAUGGAACUGAAUGGUGAUAAUAUGACUUAAGCGAGAUUGAGACGGAAUUGACCGACGAAUGGAAACAAAGCCUUAAACAAAAUAUUCUUUAUAAUCAUAUUAAAUAUAUCUAUAUAUUCUCUAUAUCUACAUCUAUAAGAUAUAUAUUUUUGUUAUGCUUAUUUAAUAUUUCAUAUUCUAUUGUAUCUAUUGUAUUUUAUUGUAUUAUAAUUUAUAAUUACGAUUAUUUAUGAAAUUA
Molecule: messenger RNA, 2783 nt
Organism: Dalotia coriaria
Lineage: Eukaryota; Metazoa; Arthropoda; Insecta; Coleoptera; Staphylinidae
Gene: bbx
Product: bobby sox
Exons: 3
Coding region: 276-2057 (593 amino acids)
Biological process (GO): regulation of transcription by RNA polymerase II
Cellular component (GO): nucleus
Molecular function (GO): RNA polymerase II transcription regulatory region sequence-specific DNA binding; DNA-binding transcription factor activity, RNA polymerase II-specific
Source: RefSeq, a predicted model, not a curated record